CUUUGAACUGCAGCUGUGGGUGUACCAAGAUGGCGCCGCUCUGCCUGAGAGACUGUAAGGCUUGGCAAGACGCAGGCUUAACCCUUUCCACCACGAGCAAUGAGGUUUGCAAACUUUUCGACGCCACCUUGACUCAGUAUGCUACAUGGAAAAACGACUGCACCCUGGGGGGAAUCGACGGUUGCCUUUCUCGAAUUAAAGAUACCGACCCAAACUUUGUUAUGGGCCACGUGGCUGCCAACGGUUUGGAACUGAUUGGGACAGGACGCUCUCCGCGGGUGGACAAGGAGCUGGCCAAUGCCGUGAGGGUAAUGUCGGACCUUUCCAAGUCCCAGGCGCUGACCGAAAGGGAGAUGCUUCACGUAGCGGCGGUUGAAACGUUUGCCAAUGGAAAUCUGCCCAAAGCGGCCGAUUUGUGGGAACGGAUCUUGCAGAACCACCCGAUGGACCUUCUGGCUCUGAAAUUCGCUCACGACUGUUAUUUCUAUCUCGGAGAACAAAGGCAGAUGAGAGAUUCGGUAGCCAGGGUGCUUCCAUACUGGAAACCCGGAACUCCACUGAGCAGUUAUGUCAAGGGCAUGUACUCCUUUGGGCUACUGGAAACUAACUUUUAUGACCAGGCUCUGAAGGUGGCCAAAGAGGCUCUGGCCGUCGACCAGACUGACUCUUGGUCUGUACAUACCGUCGCCCACGUACACGAGAUGAGAGCGGAUCUGGACUCGGGGUUGGCUUUUAUGCAGGAAACUGAAAAUAACUGGAAGGGGAGUGACAUGCUUGCCUGCCAUGUCUACUGGCACUGGGCUCUGUACUUCAUUGAAAAGGGUGACUAUGAAGCUGCCCUGACACUGUAUGAUAAUCACAUUGCUCCUCAGUGCUUUGCCAGUGGCACCAUGUUGGAUGUUGUGGACAAUUCAUCUAUGUUGUACCGACUGCAGCUGGAAGGGGUGAAUGUGGGAGAUCGGUGGAAGAAUCUGCUGCAGAUCACAAAGAGCCACACACAAGAUCACAUGCUUAUUUUCAAUGACCUUCAUUUCCUAAUGUCAUCAUUGGGCUCAAAGGACGAGGAUAUGACCCGAGAGCUCGUGGAAUCAAUGCAGGAACUGUCCAAAUCUCCCGGUGAGAACCAGCAACACGGUUUGAUUAAUCACCUUGGCACCCCACUGUGCCGGGCUCUCAUAGAGUAUGACCGGGGGCACUAUGACAAGGCGGCAGACUUGAUGUAUCCAAUCCGGUACCAGAUAUUGGGAAUAGGAGGAAGUGACGCUCAGAGAGAUCUGUUUAACCAAGUUCUGAUCCGAGCAGCCAUAAACAGCAGUUCCAAAUACCAUCAAAAUCUUGCCAGGUGCCUGCUAACGGAGAGGGAUAUGGGGAGACCCAACUCUCCCCUGACUCAAAGGCUCAUAAAGAAGUGCUCGGCGGGUCCCGGGAUCCUCGGAUAAACUCUCUGAUUCGCUACGAUGUUUCACAUCUAAUACAAUGUAAGGCCUGUGCCAGCGGGGCAGAUUCCUGGCCUAUACGUUUAUCGGCCGCCCGAGAACCCGCCCCAUGGGGCUCUAGCCUAUCAGAGUUUGGCUUUACAUUCAACCAAUCAAAUGCCUUAAUCCAUAUUUGCUUUCCCUUUAAUACGACCAGAUCCAGUUCUCAGGCGGCAGUUAGCGGGACUGGAGAAUAAAUAGUGUAUAGGGGGAAACUUCUGUCUCAGGGGUAUUCACUUUUAUAUAAUCAAAGGCAGAUAUUGCUUUGCUUAAUGUGAAAAAAUGUAUUAUUUCCCCUUUAAUAAAACCUGCCUCUGAUCCAAUCAGGGUACAAGACGGAUAAA
Messenger RNA from Xenopus tropicalis (tropical clawed frog), 1819 nucleotides. It is a transcript of the gene ttc38, whose product is annotated as tetratricopeptide repeat domain 38. The record is from RefSeq and is marked provisional. NCBI's taxonomy places the organism in Eukaryota, Metazoa, Chordata, Amphibia, Anura, Pipidae.